ACGAGUGACUUCGGCAAACAUCGUCAUCUGUCGUUAACUCGACUCGAUCAAGGAUGGAGGAAGAGGCACGUAAGCUUCUCGAGGAAGGAAUAGGAAAGAAACUGAUCAGUCCGGGUAAAGGAGAGCUAUCGACCUUUCCCAAUGGAACCAAGGUUGUCUUCCACUACCGCACUAGCCUGUGUGAAGGCAAAGUGCUGGAUGACUCCAGAACCAUGGGGGGCCGCAACAAACCCAUGGAGCUUAUCUUGGGCAAGAAGUUUAAACUAGCUGUGUGGGAGAGAGUGGUCAUCACCAUGAAACAAGGCGAAGUUGCAGAAUUUACCUGCGACAAUAAGCACACAGCCCUGUACCCGCUCGUGUCCCAGUCCCUGAGAAACAUCAGUGCUGGUAAGGACCCCCUGGAAGGCCAGAGGCACUGCUGCGGCAUUGCCCAGAUCCACUCGCACCACUCUCUAGGGCACACAGACCUGGAUCAGCUUCAGGCCAGUCCACAGCCUCUUGUCUUCACCAUCGAGCUGCUGGAGGUUCUGACUCCAGGAUCAUUCCAGCUUGAUGUGUGGGCUAUGACAGACAAAGAAAAAAUCGAGUUUGUGCCUCAGAUCCAUGUGGAGGGCAACGUGCUUUUCAAGCAGGGCCAAAUUAAGGAAGCCACAGAGAAAUACUACAAUGGCAUUGCUUGCCUCAAAAACCUACAGAUGAAGGAGCACCCUGGAGAUGAAGUAUGGGUAAAGUUGGACCAUAUGAUCACACCACUGCUCCUCAACUACUGCCAGUGCAAACUCCUGCAGGGCCAGUACUACGAAGUCAUCGAACACUGCUCAUCCAUAGUGUUCAAAUACGAGGACAAUUUGAAGGCCUUCUACAAGCGGGCUAAGGCCCACGCUGCGGUGUGGAAUGAGGUAGAGGCACGGGCGGACUUUGAUAAGGUGUUGGAGCUGGACCCCUCUCUGGGACCAUCUGUUGCCAAGGAGCUGAAGGCCAUGGAGGACAGGAUCCGCAACAAAGAGAAAGAAGAAAAGGGUCGCUACAAAGGCCUAUUCAACUACAACGAACCACCAGCCACUGCCACUACCGGUUGAAUCUCAACGUGGGAUGGAACAAGAGGAUGAAUUUCAAGACUGAGGAGAAACUGUAGACACUGCUGGUGUUUUAGUUUUUAUCCAUGCACCCAAGCCAAACACUCUGCCCUCCAUGGUACACUCACACACUGUCGGGUCAUACACACAAAGUCCUGCACAUAUACCAAGGUGCGAUUUGCAUUUCUGCUUUAUUUCUAUAACCUCCCUCUCUCUAAAAUCUUAAUUCAUUCUGUAAUUAGGACAUGCUGAUAUUAGCAGCUUGACUUUAAUAUUCCAUAGACACCUGAGGUAUACACCGGUCAACAGCAUCAUUAUUUCAGAGCAUUAUGGUUUUCAAUCCAAGGGAUAUAUAGAUAUAUCAUACUUAUCCAGUUAUGCUUCAGAAAUGUUAACGCUCUUGGUAUAUAAAGGUGCUCACAGUAAUGGGAUACUACCUGCAGAAUGUUACCCAUAGCAACCUUUUUCACAGGAUCUGCUGCAGAGAUUUUUCUUUUUUCUUUUCAUUUAAUGAUGAAUUUAUCAACUGUUUGUGGAAAGUCAUUGUAUUGCAAUUUAUAUAGCAAACACACAUUUUCCCGCAGUAUUCGUAGUUUAAGCAUUUUAUGUUGUCUUGCUUUCUCCGAAAUAUGUGCAGAGCUGUGGGAUAAUUCUAAAAUUCCUCUUAUAUUUAUAGACCAACAAGGAGAUAUUUCAAUGGAUUUUAGAUAGAAAAGCUCUCCCCUCAGAAUACAAGGAAUGUUUUUAUUUUGGCACAAGGGGCAUCAAGUACUCCCAUGCACACCUCUGCCUUGCACCGCUAGACCCCCCUCUUCUAUCUUGGUCACAGCGAAAGCACUGGAAUAUGCAGGAGACCAUUAUCUCCUUAUAGAUGCGACUGGGAAACCCAGCUGUCUGACAAUCAUUAUAUAACACAGUCUUGUGUUAUCUUUGCUUUAUCCUAUGUACUUAUUUCAUUUAUGUUAUAUGCCAUUAUAUUGUUUUUGUCAAGAUGUACUCUACCCUCACCAGUUACUCACUCUUCAUGGGAAGCAGCGAGCCCGACCUGUCUGAAGGGAGAUUUUAUUGAAGUUGUGAUUAUAUAACAAAAAAUAAAUGUGUUUAUCCCCAU
Cottoperca gobio is the source of this 2187-nucleotide messenger RNA. It is a transcript of the gene aip, whose product is annotated as aryl hydrocarbon receptor interacting protein. The transcript has 7 exons. The record is from RefSeq and is a predicted model, not a curated record. Lineage: Eukaryota; Metazoa; Chordata; Actinopteri; Perciformes; Bovichtidae. The coding region runs from base 54 to 1079 and encodes 341 amino acids. Gene Ontology annotation, molecular function: protein binding; peptidyl-prolyl cis-trans isomerase activity.